AUGAGUCAACGGCUGAGGCUCGCCGCAACCGGAUUUCGGCAGUCUCCAAGCGCUACGACGAGGACGGCAGAGCGAACAUGGUUUCACGUCGCCAACGUCGUCGAAUUGUCACCGUGGCGCAAAGGCAGCAGAGACAUCGCCUCACAAUUUCUCGACCAUUCGAGCUUUCGAGUAAAACUUAAGCCCUCAUGGCCGUGGCGAAUGGGGCGAGGCUCGAACUCACAGUUCAUGAACCUCAUACGUGGAACGACGGAACGUCGACGACCAUGGAUAUCCGCCUCGGGGAAACGACUUCAGCAUCGAUGCAACGACAGCAGCAGAUUAAAGCAAGCCGGACGAUGGCUUUGGUACCGCAGCGCGUAUCGACGCAUCGUUUGA
Molecule: messenger RNA, 378 nt
Organism: Soboliphyme baturini
Lineage: Eukaryota; Metazoa; Nematoda; Enoplea; Dioctophymatida; Soboliphymatidae
Source: the annotation of a GenBank genome assembly